UUAAAGAAGUAGCCUACCCCCUUACAUUUUUGCCCUUGGCCUAUUGAGAUUUUGCAUAGCUGUUACUUGAGCAUGGAUUCAACCAAACCUUUGGAGAGUAUUGUACAUUGAAAUUGUUAUUAAUCACCCUAACAUUUUAUCAAAACAUUGUAUGAAAUGCAUAGUGUUUCACCCCGUUUUUUCCCCAUAAAAAAACACCAUUACCCAUAAACCCUUGCGAUGACGUCGUAAACCACCGACAUCAAGAUGGGGCUUGAAAGUACCAUGGUCUGUGUGGACAAUAGUGAGUACAUGCGCAAUGGAGACUUUCUGCCCACCAGGCUUCAGGCUCAGCAGGACGCAGUUAAUAUUGUUUGUCACUCCAAGACCCGCACUAACCCUGAAAACAACGUGGGCCUCAUCACCAUGGCAAACAACUGUGAGGUGCUGACCACACUGACUCCAGACACAGGAAGGAUACUGUCCAAGCUGCAUGCUGUGCAGCCUCGGGGAAACAUCAGCUUCUGCACCGGCAUCAGGGUGGCACAUUUGGCGCUGAAGCACAGGCAGGGCAAAAACCACAAAAUGCGCAUCAUUGCAUUUGUUGGCAGCCCAGUGGAGGACAACGAAAAAGAAAUGGUCAAAAUGGCAAAGCGUCUAAAGAAGGAAAAGGUCAAUGUGGAUGUCAUAAACUUUGGAGAGGAGGAGAUGAACACAGAGAAGCUGACUGCCUUCAUCAACACACUGAAUGGCAAAGAGGGAGCAGGCUCCCACCUGGUCACAGUUCCUCCAGGCCCUAGUCUGGCAGAUGCCCUGCUGUCCUCACCCAUCCUGGCUGGAGAGGGAGGUGCAGUUUUGGGCCUGGGUGCUGGUGACUUUGAGUUUGGAGUGGAUCCCAGCGCAGACCCAGAGCUGGCCUUGGCUCUAAGGGUGUCUAUGGAGGAGCAGAGACAACGACAGGAGGAUGAAGCGCGCAGAGCCACUGUUGCAUCAGCUACUGAAGCUGGCAUUUCCUCUCCUGUUGCAGAUGAGUCUGAGGAUGCCUUGUUGAAGAUGUCUGUUCCCCAUACAGACUCAUCCACACCUGCUCUACCAGACUUCAGCCGCAUGACAGAGGAUGAACAGAUUGUCUAUGCUCUGCAGAUGUCCAUGCAGGGAGAAGGAGCAGAGUUUGGUGCUGAAGACAUGGACACAGGAACUGACAUGGACUCCAGUAAGGCCAAAGAUGAAGAGGACUACGAUGUUAUGCAGGAUCCGGAGUUCCUUCAGAGCGUCCUGGAAAACCUUCCUGGAGUCGACCCCAACAACGAGGCCAUCCGUAACGCCAUGGGGUCUCUAGCUUCCCAGACGGGCUCUAAACCCGACACCAAGAAGGAUGAGGAGAAAAAGAAAUGAACGCCCAAAGAGAGAAACUUAAUAUAUGAUAAAUAAAAAAGAACUGAGAAUUGCACCGCAUAUGUUAUCCACAGUAAUGUUAUUACUCUCCUCCAUACAGGAACCAUUUUAUUCAUCUUUUGUUUAUGUAGCUGUGUAAACUGUAAACAACUUUUGCCUUGUUUUUCAACUUUAUGUUAGGGCCUAUUCUUAUUUAAUUUUUUGUGUGUGUCACACAGAUGUGCUUUUUUGAAUCUUUUGUAAUACGACUACUCAGUAACCUGGGCAGAUUUCCUCAAUAAAUUUACAGAAUACAAGGUGGUU
Messenger RNA from Perca flavescens (yellow perch), 1677 nucleotides. RefSeq names its product 26S proteasome non-ATPase regulatory subunit 4. The transcript is spliced from 10 exons. Bases 247 to 1374 code for a protein of 375 amino acids. Gene Ontology annotation, cellular component: nucleus; proteasome regulatory particle, base subcomplex; cytosol. NCBI's taxonomy places the organism in Eukaryota, Metazoa, Chordata, Actinopteri, Perciformes, Percidae. The record is from RefSeq and is a predicted model, not a curated record. Gene Ontology annotation, molecular function: polyubiquitin modification-dependent protein binding. Gene Ontology annotation, biological process: proteasome-mediated ubiquitin-dependent protein catabolic process.